CCUAAUUCCUAGGUAGUCACAGGUCACAUAGGGUCGGUCAAUAAGACCUAUGUAUGUCGUAUACAUCGUCACAUCCAAGUUCAAGAAGUCUCUACACUCGGUAGCACAUCACCCCAGAGCUUCCCAUCGUUCCAAGCCCAAACAUCCUCCUCUGCAUUUCCGGAAACCAGUCUACCAUGUUCACCUUCGACAAUGCUCGUUACACAAUCGGCCUGCCCCACAUCUGCUGUGACGACCUCGAGGCCAGUGGUUGCACGAAUUACUGCACUCCAAGGGACAUCGGAAUCGUCG
Molecule: messenger RNA, 291 nt
Organism: Fomitopsis serialis
Lineage: Eukaryota; Fungi; Basidiomycota; Agaricomycetes; Polyporales; Fomitopsidaceae
Exons: 1
Coding region: 50-232 (60 amino acids)
Source: RefSeq, a predicted model, not a curated record